GUGUCAUAUCAGUCAAUCAGACAGUCGCCUGAUUUUGGAUUAUUGGUCUAUCGGCGAAUUUGUUACAAUAUAAUAAAGAUGAUCUUAUUUUAUACAUUAGUAAACAAAUAAUUUUAAAAUUUUAACAGACAUACAUAGUUAAGUGUUAAAUUAUUACUAAUGUGAUAAUAUCCACUGAAAGCAGAUUAAAAGUGUUUCGUAGAAAUUCGCCAGAAGCCAUACAUACAUCAUGGCCUACUGAUAAUUUGUUACAAAACGGUACUUAGUGGGCGACGAUAAAACGAGGAACUCUUUAAUAGUACUAAUUCUAUGCGAUAUAUAUAUAAAAAAAGAAGAAACGGUACUGUGCUUAAAAAAGCGUGAAAAAAUUAUUGUUUUUUUUUUUAAUUCAAAUAAAUUAAUUGAAAACCAUUUUAAGUGAUAAGUUAUAGUGAAUUUCAGAAUGAAAAUUAAUAGUUUUUAAUUAUUUUUUAUUAUUAUCAUUUAAAAAAAAAAAACAAAAUCAAAAGAUGGAUAAUCAAUUGCCUUGGAAUUUACAAAUAAAACAAGAACCGGAAGAUAAAUCAUACGAAACAGGAUAUGAUUUAAGUCUAAAAAAUGAACAGUUUACAGAAGAAAAUCUUCCAGAUAAUUUCGUAGUUAUUAAACAGGAAAUGCCAGAGAAUUUAAGUAUUAAAGUGGAACCUAUAGAUCAUGAUGAAGGUAUUUUUGAGAAGAGUGAAACGGUUCCGGAAGAAAUAUUACCAGAAAAAAUGGUAAUGAAACUUGAUCCUUCUUGUUAUAGCAAUGAUCAUUACAGUAAUACAGGUGCAAAGAAAUUGUCUACCUCGAAAGUAAAACGAGACGAAAAUUCCGAUGAUGAAUAUUUACCUUCGAAAACCAAGAAAAAGAAAAAGGAAUCGUUUGUCAAACCAACCUUUAGGGGUAAACCGAAAAGUACAGAACAAACAUACUCUGAUGACAUAACGAGACACAUAGAAAUAGUGACCAUCGAUGAAGCAGAACGUCUCCUGGAACACCAUGAACUUUUCAAUAGUCGAAAGCAUAUGAAUUAUACAUGUGAACCAUGCGCGUUGGGUUUUGUCAUCGAAGACGCCUACCACAUGCAUAUGAAGAUACAUUCUCCUGAGAGCGGGGCGCACGCGUGCGACAUCUGCACGGCGCGCAUGCGCACGGCGCCCGUGCUGUACCGGCACCGCCUGCGCCACUACCGCCGCUACCGCUGCUCGCUGUGCGCGCUGCGCCUGCGCGACAAGGACACGGUCGCCGCGCACGUCAUGAGCGAGCACGUGGGCCGCGCCUUCGUGUGCCGCCACUGCGGCCGCGCCUUCAAACGGCCGCAGUAUCUGAAGCGGCAUGUAGAACAAAUGCACACGCGUCCACUACACCUGGAGUGCCCAGUUUGCAAGCGAGUGUUCUAUGAGCGUGGUUGGUUCCGCUGUCAUGUCAGGACCCACAACGAGGAAGUACGCAAGAACGUCGACAGGAAGGCGAUAUGUUCGCACUGCGGACGCGAGUUCAAGAACAAGGCGUAUCUCAUCAGGCACUUACAAACACACGAGGACCGCAAGCCAGCCGUCUGCAAGCACUGUUCUAGAACAUUUAAAAACAUAGAAGUUCUGAGGGUACAUUACAGACAGCAUCAUUCGAAGAAUCCGCUGUGAUAUUCCACAGUUAGUAAUAAUUUUCAAGUCUACGCUAAUUCCCUGAUAUCGGGUGCGAAUACAACAUGCGAGCAGUGCGGUCGCGUUCUGACGACGCGUGCGAUGCUGGCGCGACACACACAGCGCAUGCACGGAGACCGCAAGCGGAAGUUCCAAUGCGAUUACUGCAAGAAGUGGUACUUCACGAAGGCGGAAGUGCGGUCGCACAUCGAGUGGUCCCACCUACAGCAAAGGAAGCACGCGUGCGGCUGCGGGCGGGUGUUCCGCACGCCGGCGCGACUGCGGCAGCACGCGGGCGCCGUGCACCUGCGCAUCACGCCGCCGCGGGACAAGACCUGCCCGCUGUGCGGGAAGAUGUUCGCGAACCAGCAGGUCCUAACGCGUCACAUCAAAGGUCACUCCGGCGAAACGUAUCCGUGCAAUGAAUGCGGGCAAACGUUCAAGACGCAGUCCUAUGUAAAAGUACACUACAAACUAAAGCACCUCAAAAUGUCAAGGGCGGAGAUCAAGGCUCAGACGAAACGAAAACUUAUCACUAUAGAAAGAGCUGCAGAUGAGAGAGAGGCAAAAAUUAAAGGAAUACCUGACCCCAAUUUCAAUAUCAAGGAUCCGCUCUUUAUCAACGAACAGGACAGAGCAAGUGGUCUCAAAAAUGAUCAUCAGAAUAUAUCAGUACCUCUAUUUGAAACAUUCGUUGAUAUACAGCGUGAAUGCUGAAAUUAAUAGAUAAAUGAAACCUUAAAAUCUUCCAAAAUUUUAAGAAAUUUUCUCAUAGUUAGUGCUUGAGUACAGAUAAUACUCGAAUGCAAUUUAGUCGUACAUAAAAUUAAAUUAACAAUAAUAAUCACUGCCAAUGCAAAUAGUUCAAAGUAAUGUUAAAAAAAUAAACAGCAAUAUAAUUAUUUAUUUAUAUCUAAAAUGUUUUAGGGAGGUUAGACAAGAUCACAUAUAAUCUG
Molecule: messenger RNA, 2620 nt
Organism: Melitaea cinxia (Glanville fritillary)
Lineage: Eukaryota; Metazoa; Arthropoda; Insecta; Lepidoptera; Nymphalidae
Product: zinc finger protein 41-like
Exons: 12
Biological process (GO): regulation of DNA-templated transcription
Molecular function (GO): RNA polymerase II cis-regulatory region sequence-specific DNA binding; DNA-binding transcription factor activity, RNA polymerase II-specific
Source: RefSeq, a predicted model, not a curated record